AUGAUUCAGUCUUUCCUAAAGGAUGCAGAUGUAAAAGCUGAGAAGGAAGACACGAGCAAUGUUGUGAAAAUUUGGGUGAAACAGUCAGAGGAGCUAUUAAGGAACAUGAUAAAGCAGUUUUACAAGUCAAGGAAGGAGCUUGUUCCUGUGGAAAUAGACACAAUGAAAGAGACACCGCUAAUGGAGCAAUUGAGGCUAUAUUUACAUGAGCAUAGAUUACCAAUUCUACCAUCAGAAAAAGCUUGGGAGCUCUUUUGCAAGAAGGUGUUUCAAAAUGAAGGGAGAAAUUGUCCUCCUAAGUUAGUUGAGUUGUCACAUGCCAUUGUUGAGAGAUGUGAAGGAUUGCCACUAGCAAUUGUUGCUAUAAGUGGUCUUUUGUCAACCAAAGACAAGGUUUUCUAUGAGUUUCACAAAUUGCAUAAUAGUCUUAGUUCAGAGCUAAAAAAAGAAGUGCAAGGAAUAACAUUGGAAGAGGUUGCACAUGGCUACUUGAACAAACUAAUUCACAGAAUUUUGGUUCAAGUGGAAGAUGUCGAUUUAAAAGAACGCAAGUUCUGUCAGAAUUGCUUGACGACUUUCAAUUCAGAACAAUGUAAAUACUCCUUUGAAGAGUAUUACUAG
This is a messenger RNA of Quercus robur (English oak), 621 nucleotides long. Its product is annotated as disease resistance protein RPM1-like. Gene Ontology annotation, molecular function: ADP binding. The transcript is spliced from 5 exons. The record is from RefSeq and is a predicted model, not a curated record. Bases 1 to 621 code for a protein of 206 amino acids. Lineage: Eukaryota; Viridiplantae; Streptophyta; Magnoliopsida; Fagales; Fagaceae.